AAAUUUAAAACCCCAAACAACCUUCCUCACUUCGCCCCUGUGUUUGUUCUAAAACCCUAGCGGAAACUAAGCUCCUUCUCUCGCUCUCUCGGUGACUGCAAUGAGACCUCCACGAGGCCGCGGUGGUGGUGGUGGGUUUAGGGGCAGGGGUGAUGGAGGACGAGGUGGUAGAGGCAGAGGUGGCGGUGGAGGCAGAGGCGGAGGUGGAGGCAGGGGUAUGGCAAGCCGUGGAGGUGGUCGCGGAGGUGGAAGAGGCCGUGGUGGAGGAAGAGGAGGUGGUAUGAAGGGUGGAAGCAAAGUUGUUGUUGAACCUCAUAGACACGAGGGUAUUUUCAUAGCCAAGGGAAAAGAAGAUGCUCUUGUGACGAAGAAUAUGGUCUCUGGAGAAUCUGUCUACAACGAGAAGAGGAUAUCCGUACAGAAUGAAGAUGGAACAAAAGUUGAAUACCGAGUUUGGAACCCAUUCAGGUCUAAGUUGGCUGCGGCCGUUCUUGGUGGUGUUGAUGACAUUUGGAUUAAACCUGGUGCCCGAGUGUUGUAUCUUGGUGCUGCUUCUGGAACAACUGUAUCUCAUGUUUCAGAUGUUGUUGGCCCGACUGGUAUUGUGUAUGCCGUUGAAUUCUCCCAUAGAAGUGGUAGAGAUUUAGUUAACAUGGCAAAGAAGCGUACAAAUGUUAUACCCAUCAUUGAAGAUGCUAGACACCCAGCCAAAUACCGAAUGUUGGUCGGUAUGGUAGAUGUGAUAUUUUCGGAUGUUGCUCAGCCAGAUCAGGCAAGAAUUUUAGCACUUAAUGCAUCAUAUUUUCUCAAAGCUGGUGGUCAUUUUGUUAUAUCCAUCAAGGCUAACUGCAUCGAUUCAACCGUUCCUGCUGAAGCAGUGUUUGCAAGUGAAGUGAACAAGCUAAAAGCAGAUCAAUUCAAACCCACUGAGCAAGUGACUCUUGAACCAUUUGAGCGAGAUCAUGCUUGUGUCGUUGGUAUCUAUCGGGCGCCAAAGAAACAGAAGGCUGCAGCUUAAACAGUUCAAUGAGCCAAGGUUAUGAGUCUUAUGGAUGAUUUAUAGGUAGGCUGUAGUUUAUUAUCAGUGUUUCUUAUCGUUAGCUUGUAAUCGAGAUCGAGAUGUUUUAAAAAGCCAAUACUCGUGUGUAUCUUCGAUAAUUUUGGUGAUUAAUCGACAGACUGCAGGUCUUUUUUUGUACUCCUUUGUCUGUUUCAUUCCUGUCUGUAAGGAGUAUAAGGAUGUCUUUAAAUUGUAGGAGACAUUUUUAAUCGGAACCAUUCAAAGCGAAUUCUCACUUCAUGCAA
Messenger RNA from Cucurbita pepo subsp. pepo (vegetable marrow), 1305 nucleotides. RefSeq names its product rRNA 2'-O-methyltransferase fibrillarin 2. Gene Ontology annotation, cellular component: nucleolus; small-subunit processome; box C/D methylation guide snoRNP complex. Gene Ontology annotation, biological process: box C/D sno(s)RNA 3'-end processing; rRNA methylation. NCBI's taxonomy places the organism in Eukaryota, Viridiplantae, Streptophyta, Magnoliopsida, Cucurbitales, Cucurbitaceae. Gene Ontology annotation, molecular function: RNA binding; histone H2AQ104 methyltransferase activity; rRNA methyltransferase activity. The record is from RefSeq and is a predicted model, not a curated record.